Mucor velutinosus is the source of this 1017-nucleotide messenger RNA. RefSeq lists its product as uncharacterized. The record is from RefSeq and is a predicted model, not a curated record. The transcript is spliced from 6 exons. Bases 1 to 1017 code for a protein of 338 amino acids. NCBI's taxonomy places the organism in Eukaryota, Fungi, Mucoromycota, Mucoromycetes, Mucorales, Mucoraceae. Gene Ontology annotation, biological process: glycolytic process; glucose metabolic process. Gene Ontology annotation, molecular function: NADP binding; glyceraldehyde-3-phosphate dehydrogenase (NAD+) (phosphorylating) activity; NAD binding. Gene Ontology annotation, cellular component: cytosol.
AUGGUUACUCAAGUUGGUAUUAACGGUUUCGGUCGUAUUGGUCGUAUUGUCCUUCGUGCUUCUCUUUCUAACCCUGAAGUCCAAGUUGUUGCUAUCAACGAUCCUUUCAUCCCUUUGGAAUACAUGGUCUACAUGUUCAAGUACGAUUCCGUUCACGGUCGUUUCCAAGGUACUGUUGAGGCCAAGGAUGGUAAGCUCGUUGUCAACGGUAAGGAGAUUGCUGUCUUCUCUGAGCGUGACCCUGCUCAAAUUCCUUGGGGUUCCGUCGAAGCUGCCUAUGUUGUUGAGUCCACUGGUGUCUUCACCUCUAUUGAUGCUGCUUCUGCCCAUCUUCAAGGUGGUGCCAAGAAGGUUAUCAUCUCUGCUCCUUCUGGUGAUGCCCCCAUGUUUGUCUGUGGUGUCAACCUCGACAAGUACACCUCUGAUCUCAAGGUCAUCUCCAAUGCCUCUUGUACCACCAACUGUUUGGCUCCCCUUGCCAAGGUUAUCAAUGAUAACUUUGGUAUCGUUGAAGGUUUGAUGACCACUGUCCAUGCUACUACUGCUACCCAAAAGACUGUCGAUGGUCCCUCCAACAAGGACUGGCGUGGUGGUCGUGGUGCUGGUGCCAACAUCAUCCCCUCCUCCACUGGUGCCGCCAAGGCAGUCGGUAAGGUCAUCCCUGAACUUAACGGUAAGCUCACUGGUAUGGCUUUCCGCGUCCCUACCCCUGAUGUCUCUGUCGUUGAUCUCACUGUCAGAUUGGAAAAGGGUGCUAGCUACGAAGAAAUUAAGGAUGUCAUUAAGAAGGCCUCUGAGAACGAGUUGAAGGGUAUCCUCGGUUAUACUAACGACCAAGUUGUCUCCACCGAUUUCGUUGGAGAGUUAUGCUCUUCCGUCUUCGAUGCUGCUGCCGGUAUUGCUCUUAACGACAAGUUCGUUAAGCUCGUCUCCUGGUACGAUAACGAAUUCGGUUACUCCAACCGUGUCAUCGAUCUUUUGGCCUAUGCUGCCAAGGUUGAUGCUGCCGCUCAAUAA